ACAAUCGAAAGCUCUAGAAGAAAAGAAGAACUUUGUAUAGCACUUAGAGAAAAUAAGGAAAUAAAUGACUUAGUUUUUUAUAUAGAUAGCUUACUCAUAAGUGGAAAAUUAGAGCCUUGUAAGGCUGGAUAUAGUUUAGUACAAUUAAAUAGCAAGAGAAAAAUAGUUAAAGAAAUAAUAGAUAAAAUGAAUAAAUAG
This is a messenger RNA of Dentiscutata erythropus, 198 nucleotides long. Lineage: Eukaryota; Fungi; Glomeromycota; Glomeromycetes; Diversisporales; Gigasporaceae. The record is from the annotation of a GenBank genome assembly.